AUGCUCGCCUUGGCUUCAAACGAUAACACGGUCAAAAUAUGGGAUGUAAGCAAUGGCCAGUGCGUGCGAACGCUUGAGGGUUACAGCUACUCACGCUAUAGCGACUCAUGGACUGUCACCUUCUCCCACGAUUUGAAGAUGCUCGCCUCGGAAUUAAACGAUAAAACGGUCAAAAUAUGGAAUAUAAGCAAUGGACAAUGCCUCCAGACACUUAUGGGCCACAGCCGCCCAGUCACUUCGAUCGUCUUCUCGCGCGAUUCUACGCUACUCGCCUUGGUUUUAUCCAAUAGCUCCGUUAAGGUCUGGGAUAAAAGAAAUGGGAACUGUCUACAGACUUUCGAGGCUUACAGUAGCCCGGCGAUCUCGGUCAUCUCGGUCAUCUUCUCCCAUGAUUCUAGGCUCCUCGCAGCCGGCCUAGGUGAUAAUUUGGCUAAUAAGACCUUUAAAGUCUGGGAUAUAAAUCACAGCCAGUGUCCACAGACACUCAAGGGCCAUAGCCGCUCCGUGACUUCGGUCGUUUUCUCCCAUGAUUCAAAGGUGCUCGCCUCAGCAUCAGACGAUAAAACCAUAAAGACCUGGGAUACAAGUAACGGAAAAUGCCUACAGACGCUUAAGAGUCAUCGCAGCUCAAUCACUUCGGUCAUCUUCUCUCACGAUUCCAAGCUCCUUGCCUCGGCUUCAAACGAUAAGACCGUAAAGGUCUGGGAUACAAGUAAUGCCCAGUGUCUGCAGACUUUAAGCUUUGAAAUAGUUGUCUCUGUAAAGUCGCUAGACGCUACCAAAUCAGUGCUUGAAAUUGACCUCGGCACCAUUCACUUAUCAUUAGAUUCAAGUCAAGGACCAACAAAACCCGAGCCUAAGAUACUGCGAUUUCAAGGAUAUGGUGUUAGUCCCGAUUGUACAUGGAUCACUUGGAACUCGCAGAAUAUGCUAUGGUUACCGCCGGUGUACCGGCCCUCUGCUGUUGCCGUGGGGCCGUCGACUAUCUCUAUUGGUUGUGACUCGGGACGGGUGCUCAUUUUCAACUUUGAUUCCCAGCGGCUUCUGCAUUCUCUUAUCAGAGCUUGA
Molecule: messenger RNA, 1068 nt
Organism: Penicillium soppii
Lineage: Eukaryota; Fungi; Ascomycota; Eurotiomycetes; Eurotiales; Aspergillaceae
Product: WD40 repeat domain-containing protein
Exons: 1
Coding region: 1-1068 (355 amino acids)
Molecular function (GO): protein binding
Source: RefSeq, a predicted model, not a curated record